Molecule: messenger RNA, 2528 nt
Organism: Drosophila hydei
Lineage: Eukaryota; Metazoa; Arthropoda; Insecta; Diptera; Drosophilidae
Product: altered inheritance of mitochondria protein 3
Exons: 3
Coding region: 385-2193 (602 amino acids)
Source: RefSeq, a predicted model, not a curated record
UUGAACGCCACAACCAACGUCGUGCGCUGGCACCCAACGAUCAAGUUUCCCACAUUUUUCCAGCAUCUUGUUACUUUUUUUGCCGUUUGCUUUGAGAGUGUGAUCUGAAUUUUUUUUCAUUUGUUUUUUUUUUUUUUUGCUUGCCACAGUCUGGCAUUUAGCAAGUGUAACUGUGCGCAAAAAGUAAUUAAAACGAGAAACUAGUGAAGCAGCCGCCUAAUUGAAAGAAAUACAAUCUAUAAGAUACGUACUGAUACACAUAUACAUAAACGUUCACAUCUAGAUCUACUCGGCGCUGCGUGUACUCGAAGUGUUUGUGUGAAAAAUUAAUAUUUAAAUGUGCAUUGUCUGAAGGCAAAUACGAGCAAAACAACUUUGGGAACAAUGAGAUUAGCAUUGAUAUUGUGUACGCUUUGCGUGGGACUGUGCUUGUCCAGUGCUCUAGGCCAUCCAGAGACGCCAACGAAAUCUUCAGCCAGCGGCUAUCCGAAGAAGGUAACUACGCUGAAGAAGCGACCGACCAAGACACCCGGCACCUCAGCGUUGUCCUCUUCAUCCACAACGGCCACAACGAAACCGAGCAAGCCACGCGUUAAGAUCGCCUCCAAGUCAACGGCAACGACCAAGACACCUUCGCUGGCUGCCAGCUUUGGAAAUUUGCCCGCAGAUGAUUUAGAGUUCAUCAAGGAGCUGGACAAACAGUUCAAGCUACACGGCAACAAGAUCAAGAUCAAAGUGGAGCGUGAGAAUUCAACCAGCAGCAGUGGAGGUGGCAAGAACAACAAGCGCACCAUUGACGGCGAGCUGGGCUAUGGAUAUGCUCAACAGGGAUACGACUAUACGCCGCCCAAGUUUAUGUUCUAUCCGUACUCACAGCAUGAUAUACCUGCGACGGAAUCACCUGAUGUUUAUACUGGCUACUCGUCCGCGGACUACGAACAGCCCGGCGCAACGCAGGCCCAGCAGCAGCCCAUCCAGCAUCAGCAGGUGACCAGCGUGACCAUUGAGCCCUCCUACUCAUAUGAGCUGAAGCCACAGACCAGUUAUGAAACACACCAGCCGGGCGCUGAGCAGCCGCAGAUUGACUUGCCACAGCCGCAACAUGAGACAAAUGCGGCGGGAGGCGAUGCCGCUGGCUACCAAGAGCCCGUAAUUGUGCUGCGUAUACCCGGCCCGGCCAAAUAUGCGGCGCAUCUGCAAGCGCUGCUGCAGCAAUACCUGGAGAUACGUGCCGCCCAGUAUCUGCAGCUGCUGCAGGAGGCAGAGCAGCGCAAACAGCAUCAGGCCGAGGAGCUGGCACCACAGCCCUAUGCCACGCCCGAGGAGCACGAGCAGGCUCACUAUCAUCCAGAUGUCAACUAUGCCCACCAGGUGGCAGCAACACCACCGCCCAUACAAUACGCACCCAUCGAUGAUGUCUACCAAAGCUACAAAGGACGCCAUCAACAGGUAGCCCAGGCACCGCAGUACGAGCAGCCCGCUCCAGAGAGCUACUAUGCGCCCACCGCCUACCAACAGCAGCCACAAUACUACUACGCCCAGCCUCAGCAGCAGGCGCAGUACGAGAACAGCUACCAGCCACAGCUGUAUCUGAUUGCCAUGGCACCGCAGACGCAAUACGCUGAGCCCUCGGAUACUGCGCAUCAUCAGCACCAGCACCAGCAGCAACAGCAGCAUCAGCAACAGCAGCCCAUUUAUGUGCCCGAACAGGAUCCACCUACGGCUCCGGAAGCAGAGCCAAAUGGCCACGAUCAUGAACUGCCCAUCACCGAGAACAACCCACGACCCACACACACUAAGGUCAUCUUUAAUUCGCAGAGCAGCGGCUCCGACUACGCAUCGCGCAUGUAUACGCUGCCCUCUAUUCGGCCAUACGCAGAUGAGCAGCAACAGCAUGCGCAGCAUCAGCAGCAGCAGCCGGAGAGUGGUCACACAGAUGUGGCUACCACAGCUGCCGAUUAUCAGCCAUCUCAUGAGGCCGCCGAGCCCAUGAGCAUUACACAGCCGCCCUACAACUACCACGCCCACGGCCUGAAGAUGUCGCGCCAACAGCGCCAAGGCAAGCGGGCAGCCAAGUCAGACUCCACUCCCGAGCACCAGCUGCAGCAGAUACGUGAAUACGUGCGAGAGAAGCUGGGCGCCGAGAUGGGCUCGGCGGUGGAGUACAAGACGACGCAGCUGCUAGAGGGUUAACUGAAUUCCGCUGAAUUCUGCAGCUAUUUGUUAAUAUUAUUGUAUAAAAAUCAUCGCUCUCUUUUGUUUGUUGUUGUCGAAAGUAAACUAUCAUUAGUAUUUAUUUUGUGUGCUCGGCAUCAGGUUGAACAACCAGCCGUGCAAUUGGUUCAGCUGCAAUGGAGACUGAGAAAAGCAGCUCCUUGUCUGAUCUUCAUCAAAUUCGAGUUCAUCUUCUCUUACAUUUACACGCGCCUUCAUGCCUUCAUGCCUUCAUGCCAGUUGUUUUAUUAUUGUAAACCCAUUUAAUUAAUUGUUUUCUUAUUCCCUCCCUCUUUUCUGUAUUUUGUGCUAAC